Erigeron canadensis is the source of this 2307-nucleotide messenger RNA. RefSeq lists its product as uncharacterized. Bases 1 to 2307 code for a protein of 768 amino acids. The transcript has 3 exons. The record is from RefSeq and is a predicted model, not a curated record. Lineage: Eukaryota; Viridiplantae; Streptophyta; Magnoliopsida; Asterales; Asteraceae.
AUGGAAUAUGAGCAAAAUAAGGCGGCUGAUUUAAAACCGCGCUCCAGAUGUAGAUGGGAGGUAGACGGGGACGAAAACUCCAGGUUCCUUCAUCGUCUUAUCAACAAUAGAAGGGUAAGUAAUGGAAUACUCGGUUUAACGGAAGACGGGGAAUGGGUCUCUAAGCCCUCGUUAGUCAAGAACAAGGUUUACAAGUUCUUUAAAGAGAAGUUUAAAGAAGAUUGGAAAGUCAGACCCAAAUUCGACUGCUUGUCGCCUUCUGUUCUUUCUGAUGCAUACGCGUUGGGCCUGGUAGAAAGGUUCUUGACCCAUAAGAUCAAAGCUGCGGUUUUUAACUAUGGGGGUGAUCGGGCUCCUGGGCCCGAUGGUUUUAAUUUUAGAUUUGUAAAGAAUUUUUGGGACCGCCUGGAAGGUGAUUUUUUUAGGUUGUUUAACCAGUUUUAUGAGACGGGAGAGAUCAGGAAAGGGUGUCCUUCCUUCUUCAUUACCCUCAUCCACAAAGUGAAAGACCUUGGAAGCUUAAACGACUACAGACCUAUUACUUUGGUCGGAAUUAUCAAUAAAGCUCUAUCCAAGGUUCUGGCGAACUGUUUAAAGAAGGUUUUGAAUCAUCUUAUCUCGGUCUCGCAAUAUGCCUUCUUUAAAGACAGAUUGAUAUUGUAUGGGCCGCUUAUUCUUAAUGAGAUUGUCUCGUGGGUGAAAAAAGAAAAGAAGAAGAUUUUCUAUCUUAAAGUGGACUCCAAUAAAGCAUACAAUAUUGUUAAUUGGUCUUUCCUCUUAUCGGUGAUGGAACAAAUGAGCUUCCUGGCCCGAUGGUGUAAAUGGAUUCUUGGGACUCUUUCUUCUAGCAAGAGGAGCUAUGAUUGUACCUUUAUGGGGGAAUGGUCGGAUGAGAACUUGAGGAAGAUCACCAGAAUCCUUCGGGUUUUUUAUAUUGUUUUUGGCCUCAAAAUAAAUUUAAACAAAUCCAAUCUUUUUGGAAUUGGUUUAAGUGAAGCGGAAGUUAAAAGAAUGGUUGUUGUUUUAAAAUGUAAAGAUGGUGUCUUACCUUUUGAUCACUUGGGAAUUAGAAUCGGGGGCAAUAUGAACCGGGUGGUAAAUUGGGAUUUCUUGGUCAAUAUUUUCGAGUCCCGACUUUCUCUUUGGAAGUCGAAGGCUGUCUCUAUGGCGGGGAGAAUUACACUCAUCAAAUCGGUAAUGGAGAGUAUUCCAACUUAUUAUUUCUUCAUUUUAAAGGUUCCCGAUAAGAUUUUGAACCACCUCGAGGGUUUGAUCAGAAGGUUUCUUUGGGGUGGUUCUACGGAUAAUCAGAAAAUUCAUUGGGUUGCUUGGGAUCGAGUGGGUUCCCCGGUGGCUGUGGGAGGAUUUCUUGGGCUGAGUGAGCUGAGAACUUGUAACCAUUCUCUCUUUAGUAAAUGGGUUUGGAGAUUCAGAUGUGAACACUCAGCGUUAUGGAGGGCUGUGAUCAACGCACUGCACAAUACCAAAAGAUGUUGCGAAUCUUUGCCUUGUAAUCGCUCUCUGACUGGAAUUUGGAAGACCUUGGUUGGAAGUGUUUGUAAAAUUUCAGUUGCUGGGGUCAAGUUGAACAGGUUGUUCAAAGGAGAGGUCGGGGAUGGAAGUACUAUCAAAUUUUGGCUUGACUCAUGGGCCUGUGAAGAACCACUCAAGGAUCGCUACCCUCGAUUAUUCAAGCUGGAAAGAGAAAAAAAAUGUGUGGUGAAAGAAAGGUUCGAAGCUGAUAAUAGAAAGCUUGGAAAUGCAUGCAACUGGACCAGAAAGUCUCUUUCGGUCGAUGAAAUUGACGAGUGGAAUAAUCUGUUCCAUCUUCUGUCACCUGUGGUUUUGACUUAUAAUCGCAAUAAAUGGAAGUGGAUCGGGAGUUCUGAUGGUAGGUUCUCGGUUAAAAGUGCCAAAGUUUUCUUGCGAAGUGGGGUUGAUUAUAGCGAAAGGUUCGUGUUCAAUUGGUCAAAAUGGGUAACGAAGAAGUGUAACGUUUUUAUGUGGAGAGUUUCUCUGGAUCGGCUCCCUACUAUGGUCGCACUUAAGGCUAGGAAGUGCACAUUCGAGAGUACCAUUUGUGAUCUUUGUGGUGAAGCUGAUGAAACUAUAGAACGUGUGUUGUGCUGUUGCAAUUUGGCGGUCUCAAUCUGGUAUAGAAUUGACAUUUGGUGCAAAGUUAGCUGUAUCUAUUUUUUUCGGUUAAAGACAUUUUCGAAAUUGAUAAGCAUGCGGGCAUGGACAAGAGAAGCAGAAAGAUCUUUAAAGGAAUUGUGUUCGUGGCUUGUUGGUGUAUUUGGAAGGUAA